AAGUUUAGACUACUAAACAGUGAAUCCUAUAAAUGAGGGAACAAUAACUGGUCAUAUAUUUAUAAUCCAAAAAGGUUUUGUCAUAUCCAUUGUUUUUGUAUCUGUCCUGACUUAUCACAGUCCAAUCUGAUAGAGUUGACUUGUCUCUUCUCCUCUAUAACAUCAUCUUCUGUCCAAACAAAUCAGUAUCUCCGCAAAUACUCCACUGCCCUUUGGCCUCAUACAAUAGAACUAGUACAGAGAUAUAAUGGCUGGUGGGGGACUUUCAGAUGGGGGACCACUCAAAAGGGCUCAUCUUUAUGAGUAUAAGAUCACUGGUUACUUUAUCUUUUCUUCCAUAGUUGCAGCUCUUGGUGGUUCCCUUUUUGGUUAUGAUCUUGGUGUUUCAGGUGGAGUUACUUCAAUGGAUGAUUUCUUGAAGGACUUCUUCCCAAAAGUAUAUAAAAGGAAGCAAGAACAUCUCAACGAAACAGAUUACUGUAAAUAUGACAACCAAAUGCUCACACUCUUUACUUCCUCUUUGUACUUUGCGGCUCUUGUUUCUACGUUUGGAGCCUCCUAUAUUACCAGAAAUAAAGGUAGAAGAGCUAGCAUUAUUGUCGGAUCAAUAAGCUUCUUCUUAGGAGCAAUUCUCAAUGCAGCUGCAGUGAACAUCGCAAUGCUGAUUAUAGGCCGUAUUCUGCUUGGUAUAGGCAUUGGAUUUGGUAAUCAAGCAGUUCCCUUGUAUCUUUCAGAAAUGGCUCCAGCUAAAAUCCGAGGGGCAGUUAACCAACUGUUUCAACUAACAACCUGCUUAGGAAUCUUAAUAGCGAACCUCAUAAAUUAUGGAACGGAAAAAAUUCAUCCAUGGGGAUGGAGAUUGUCUCUUGGAUUAGCAACAGUUCCUGCAACUUUAAUGUUUAUUGGGGGUGUUUUCCUCCCGGAGACUCCAAACAGUCUGGUAGAACAGGGAAGACUGGAAGAAGGAAGAAAAGUAUUAGAGAAAGUUAGAGGAACAGCCAAAGUUGAUGCUGAGUUUGCUGAUCUUAUUGAUGCAAGCAAUGCAGCAAGAGCAAUACAACAUCCAUUCAAGAACCUUCUCAAGAGAAAGAAUCGCCCGCAACUGAUAAUAGGGGCACUAGGAAUCCCUGCAUUCCAGCAGCUCACCGGCAUGAAUUCUAUACUCUUUUAUGCUCCUGUCAUAUUUCAGAGCCUGGGUUUUGGUUCGGGUGCAGCUCUAUAUUCAUCGGUCAUAACCAGCGGAGCACUUGUGCUUGGUGCCCUCAUUUCAAUGGCUUUAGUGGACAAAUACGGUAGAAGAGCCUUCUUUUUGGAAGCUGGAACUGAAAUGCUGUGCUACAUGGUGGCUGUGGCCAUAACAUUGGCCUUGAAGUUUGGACAAGGAGUGACACUUCCAAAAGAAAUUGGCAUCUUCCUAGUGAUAAUCAUAUGCUUGUUCGUCUUAGCGUAUGGAAGAUCAUGGGGACCUCUUGGUUGGCUAGUUCCUAGCGAAAUCUUCCCGCUGGAGACAAGAUCAGCAGGGCAGAGCAUGGUGGUCUGUGUGAACAUGUUAUUCACAGCUCUGAUAGCACAAUGUUUUCUGGUGUCAUUGUGCCAUCUUCGAUAUGGAAUAUUCUUGGUGUUUGGUGGCUUGAUUUUGAUAAUGAGUAGCUUCAUAUUCUUCCUCCUGCCAGAAACAAAACAAGUACCAAUUGAGGAAGUGUAUCUUCUAUGGCAAAAUCACUGGUUUUGGAAGCGCAUUGUGGGCAAUGGAGACCAAGUUGAACUAGAUGAAAAAACUAAUAGACAAGAAGUUUAAAAUCUUUCUUGUUCUGAUAAUUUUUUUUUUCUGUUAAUGAAAGUGAGGAUGCAUCAUAUUCUAAUUCAGAAGACAAUUAUCUAAAGUUACUGUCAAGUUCAGCAUUAAUCCUGCUCAGGAAGAACUGUCAAGUUUCUUUUGUUUUUUGUUUGUAAUAUAUUUCCUUUUCCUAUUCA
Messenger RNA from Ricinus communis (castor bean), 1974 nucleotides. RefSeq names its product sugar transport protein 14. Gene Ontology annotation, cellular component: membrane. Gene Ontology annotation, biological process: monosaccharide transmembrane transport. The transcript has 4 exons. Lineage: Eukaryota; Viridiplantae; Streptophyta; Magnoliopsida; Malpighiales; Euphorbiaceae. Gene Ontology annotation, molecular function: monosaccharide transmembrane transporter activity. The coding region runs from base 248 to 1798 and encodes 516 amino acids. The record is from RefSeq and is a predicted model, not a curated record.